GUGGCAGCUCCAAACGGAAUCGCCAUCCGGCAACACUAAUCGCUUGGAAAAGUCUAUCAACGUUUUGUGAAAUGAAAAUUGGACGAGAACAUUUGUACAUGAGUGAUUAAAAAAAUAAAAUGGUUUCCAUGCAAUUCGUUUUGCAACCGCUUCCGGGCUCGGACGACCAGUUUAUAGAAAGGAUAAGAGAAGUGUCAGAGAAAGUGAAUCGAUUCGGCUAUGGCACCCAUCGCAUAUUCGAGCAGUUAAAGAUUCCUGUUCGAGAAGUCGUUAUAGGACCAUCCCACAUCGGAGUCCUGUUGGAGGAUGGAAAAGCCUUCCGCGUAUCCUUUUCGAUUAACUCGGAAAAGCUUGACUUGACAAAAACUGAUGCAAAAUGCGCCACAAGCGGUGGGGCAGGAACCGCCAGCGCCUCAAAGGCCCCUUCGUCAUCUAGACCUAUGGCUCGCUCUAGGGCGCGUCUCCUUAGGGCAACAGGACGUUCCAGUUCCACGGGACAAGGCUCGGGAUCGAGAAGCACCGGCGUUAUAAUCGGUGGAAGCGCAUCAAAUCGGCCCUUGGUCACCGUUCCAGCCACAUAUGUGCCAGAGGAACUUAUAUCGCAAGCGGAAGUUGUUUUACAGGGCAAGAGUAGGAACCUCAUUAUUAGAGAAUUACAGCGCACCAAUCUAGAUGUAAACUUAGCUGUAAACAAUCUUCUGUCGCGCGAUGAUGAGGAAGCCGAAGAUACUGAGGAAGGCGCCGAUAACUAUGUGCCUGAAGACCUCAUAUCGUUGUUGGACAACGGCUUCAGUGGUGAGAACAACAGCGUGAUCAUCGAUCCCUCCGAUGGACUAUUUUCGGAAGAGAUAUUUAGCAACUACUCGAGCAUUCGAAACCUGCUUUUCGACCGCAUUCGAAGUGAGCGUAGCAAUUCUAAUGCAAACGCUGCCGACAGUAACCAAUCCAAUCGCUCGGCCACAACGGCAGCUGCUCUGAGUGGGGGUAGCGGGCUCUCGGCCCAAAUAUCAGUAAAUGCUGAUCGGGAGGCAUUCAGUCGCUGGCGCGAUCGCCAGUACUACGGUCCUCGUCGCUGGAUCAGCAAAGACGAUUAUACUUGGGAAAAGGAUACUGAUGCCAAGAAAAAAGAACCCUCACCUAUGCUUUCACCCAUUUGGAUCUCAGAGGAGCUGCAGCCGUGGCCUGAAAAAAGCUCAGUUCGGUUUAAAACCAUCGGUGCACUGUAUUCUGAGUUCAUUGCCCUUUCAGAAAAUGGAGAUCUGUAUCAGUGGCGUUGGUCAGAUGCCGAGCCCUACAAAUCUGAGACGGAGAAUGUUUAUCAUCCGAAAACCGUGACUCUCAACAUUACCGAGAGGGUCGAACUCAUCUCGGCAAACUUUAUCCGAUGCUCCGUCGUUACUGAAACUAAUCGCGUGGCUACAUGGAUGGACGAACAGCUGGGUUACCUCGGCGCCAAGCUGGAGCACAAUUCCUGCUCAUUCAACGAGUUCAUCUCAGACCCCAUUACAAAGAUCCAUGUCUGCUCCUUGUACACAGUCGUCCGCACAGAGAGUAACAACAUCUACUGGUGGGGCGUCCUGCCGUUCGAUCAGCGUCGUUACCUUUGGGACAAGUUUCGCACCAAGACCAAGAAACCAUUCAAGGUGGUGACCACAGACAUAAAUGUGGGCGCCCAAGUGAUAAUGAAGAAGUGCCCUAUCUACCAGUCCGGAUCGAUCGGCUUUACAUGUUCCAAUGGUGUUCCGAAGGUGGGCCAGCUCCUAAACUCGGUGUGGAACUUCACCGAUGUGUGCCGCAUGAAGAUCAUAAAUAUCAACACAAGCUCGUGUCCCGAGAAGUCUCAAGCAACUGGUUCCACUGCGAGUGCUGCACCAGAUAAGGACUCGCAGAAGACUACGACCAUCCCCAGCGCAGGGAGCAGCAAGAAUACCCAGUCGUUCUCGAGCAGCAAGGAGUCUACGGAUCGCAUCGAUAUGCCCCCGCCGCCGUCACCGGCAUCUAGCACUUGCAGCGACACCGGAAGCGUUACAUCCCACAAGCGGACAAAACGUGUUACCACCAAAGAGGACUCGAACGCACCGCAGGAGGGCAGAAAGGACGAGGAGCUGUGGCAGCUUAAGGAUGUGGUAUUCGUCGAGGACAAAGUGGGUCCUGUAGGCAAAGUCCUGAAAGUGGAUGGUGAUUUCGUUGCCGUUCGAUUCCCGGCAAUGAAUCAGGCAGCAGCUGCAGCCGCGGCUUCCAACGCCGCCAGCACGAGCGCAAACGCUGCUUCCACAUCGAAGGAGGAGGGCAAGGAAGAUGACUGGCAGCAAUGCCGAUUGCUGCGUCGUGAGGACGUCCAGGUCUUUCGCACGGCAAUGUCAACUAGAGGACCGGACUGGCUGCAAAAGCAGCCGAAGAAGAUCAAUAUUGGCGCCGAUUCUGCUGGCGUUCUGCUCCUCACUCUGGCCGUGGACUCGCGCGGCAUUCAUGUGGUGAAGAAGGUGCUCGGAAAGAUCCACUACAGUCUGUACAAUCUGUACAAUAGUAAGCAGGAACAGAACUGCCUCUUCCCCACGGACUGUGCCUCGUUCAUUGGCUCUUCACCGGCCUCUAUUAUGAUGGCAUGCAACAACGACUGCAGCGGCAACACCAGCACAAUUAUACUGCGCGAUGGAAACGGAGCGCUGUAUCCUUUGGCUAAGGACUGCUUGGGUUCCAUCAAGGACCCCCAAUGGUUCGACCUCCCUCCCGUAAAGUCUGUCACCAUGGCCACUAUCUCGUUGCCAGCAAUGAUCGGACACUCCGGCAACCUAAAGUCGAAGGUCUGCAUGACGGCAUUGCUGUUCGAUACCCAGAAGCUGAUGCCGCACAUCCUGCGCUGCGAUGUGAAGAAUAGUUUUGCUGCACUCAGUCGUUUGGAAAGAGAGGAUCAAGCCGACACGGCUUUGGUAGUAGAGGAGCGUUGCGACGGAGCUCGGAAUAUAUUCCACGCUUGUGUAAUCAUGUGCGCUCCAUCGUCCAACAAGGAAACGCCCCCAGAUUCUCCAGGAGGCGGCACUGAUAAGAAGUCCCUGGCAGUGGGCCUUUCCGUGGCCCGUUCCAUGCCAUCGGUUUCCACCAGCGCCUAUGUCAGCAGCCAAGCCUUCGGGGCCAAUUCCGCAUCGAGUAACGAGAACUCUAGUUUCGCCACCAUGAGCUCCUCGGCUGCCGCUGCCGGUUCAUCAGCCUCACCGUCUGGCAACCGCGAAAAUCGCAUCAACCUGCGCGAUAUGAGACUCCGCCUAAUCAACGCCGAUCAAGCCGAGCAAUCUGGAAGCCAGUCUUUGGGCAAUUCCAGUGAGGACCACGCCUACAUCCCGUGGCCGGCAGAGAACUCCACCGCCAGUAAUCUGAGCACAGACAGUAUCGAAGACGAUAUCUCAAAGAUAAUACCAUCCUCCUCGCAGCACAGCUCCAUGCUAUCGAACAUUAAGCUGGGUUCGCCGAACUACACCUUUGAUUUGGCCCAGAGGAGGGAGCAUGCGCUCCUUAUCUUGCAGCAGAUGUGCGUGAGUUCCGCUCUGCGUCCCCACCUGUGCCAGAUGCUAAGCACCAAAGACGCUCAGGGCCAGACGCCGUUCAUGCUCUCCGUAUCGUGCCGCGCCUACGAGGCGGGCAUUGUUUUGCUGAACACCAUCCUAAUGCUAACCGAGCAAGAUCCGCAGCUCAAAGAGGCCAUGAUAUUCCCCUCCGGCUCACCGGCCGAUCAGUCGCCGCUACAUGUUAUUUGCUACAACGACACGUGCUCGUUCACCUGGACAGGGGCGGAUCACAUCAACCAGAACAUCUUCGAGUGCAAGACCUGCGGAUUGACUGGAUCUCUAUGCUGCUGCACGGAGUGCGCCCGUGUGUGCCACAAGGGUCAUGAUUGCAAACUCAAGCGAACGGCUCCCACGGCCUACUGCGAUUGCUGGGAGAAAUGCAAGUGCAAGGCCCUCAUUGCCGGUAACCUGACAAAGCGAUUUGCCCUCCUUUGCAAGCUGGUGUCCUGCACGGAUCUGGUCACGAAGUUCAACUCCAAGGGAGAGUCCAUCUUGCUGUUCCUCAUUCAAACCGUUGGCCGGCAGAUCGUGGAGCAGCGACAGUACCGCUUCAAUGUGAGGGUGCGCAACGUGGGAAGCACAGCCAGUGGUUCGAACGGCAGUAACACAGUGAUAUCCAACCGAAAGUCUUCGACCGUUGACAUGGAGACUGAAAUGCCGGACCAUGAUCUGGAGCCGCCGAAGUUUGCGCGUAAGGCGUUGGAGCGCCUGCUGAUAGAUUGGAACGCGGUGCGUUCGAUGAUUAUGAGCGGAGCGGAGAGAAGCGAGGUCAACUUCCAGAAUCCGCCAGACAACUCCAGCUCGGAGGGCUUCAACAUGUUUAUCCAGACGCAACACGGAUCCACGCUGCUGGAUAAGUUCACCCACAGCUUGAUCGUUAAGUGCACCGGCGAUCAUUUGGACACCCUGCUGCUAACCCUGGUUCGGGAGCUGCAGAACGUCAGUGUGCCCAAUCGUUGCCAGGAAGCCGAGGAGGUGGCUCGCCGUUUUGUGCGCUCCGUUUCCCGGGUGUUCGUUAUUUUCAAUCUGGAGAAGCAACCGAACCCGGAAAAACGCAAGUCGCACACCUCGUGCAACAAGUACGUACAGAGCUGCGUAAAAGUCUUCCAAACUCUGCACAGAAUAUCCAUCGAGGAGCUGUGCGAGGUAUCCGAGGCCCUGAUCGCACCUGUGCGUCUGGGAGUUGUGCGUCCCACGGCUCCAUUCACGAUGUCUUCGUCAAAUCUGGAUAACUCUGACGACUUGUUUAGUGUUGAUCCCCUGGCGCCUUCGAAUGUGGAAGCUUCCUCUGAGCAGGUCAUUGGACAUGAUGCUGCCAACGAUCAGAGUUCCAACUUUAAUAUUCAACAGAACUUUGACGUGGUUGCUAUGGAGACGAUUCGCGACCCCUCAGAAUCGGAGGAAGCUAUCAAUCGGGAGACUAAUUCGCACAGCCAAGACGACGAGCUGAUUGAAAAUCAACGGAAUGAGGACGGCAUGAUGCAAGAUGACGAGAGCGACAAUGACUUUGCUUUCAACGAUGCUGAGACUGAAUCGGACUCCGAUGACAACCAAAGCAACCAGGAGGUACAGCGCAGCGUUCAGACUGGAGCGACAGUUGGCUCCGAAACUGAUAUUGGAGUUCUGUUUCUGGAGGACGAGUCUGGAGACUCAUCGGCCCAAGAGGAAGACGGCUCUGAGGAUGGAGAAUCUGACGAUCAUUCUGAUGAAUUUAAUUUCAAUGACCAGCAACUCGAACGCCGCACCACAAAUUCAAACACUCGCAGCGAUCUAGCUCCUCAGACAAUGCAAUGGGCCAUCCGGAACAGAGACACCGCCCGUUCAUCGGUCAGGGUGCCAACUGGGUCCAAUUUGGUGUUCAUCGAUCCGAUGGCCCUUCGACGCUCCACUGUGCCAGCGAGCACUGCGGUAACUACGCCCUCGAUUGAGCCCCACACCAUGGCGACUACGGCCAGUAAUCUGGCACGGGCAUUCGGGAUCGCCGUUCGUCAAAUAUCCGAACUUAUUAGCAUACUUUCGUACAACAUCCUAAAUGACAUUGAAACAUCGCUGAAAAUUCAACCAGAAGAGGCCAUUGCAGUCCAAAACUUUGUGGAAAAACGUUUAAAGGCUACCUGGGACUGGAUGUUCACGGUUAUGGAUGGCACCGAGGCACAGCUGAAGUUUGGAGCCUACUUGACCAACUACACCGAUCCCAAUCACCCUCUGCACCCGCUCAACCUUAGUGCCCAGGCCUCAACUAACCAGACACCAGCUCCUACCACAUCCACCACUGUUGGCGUCAAUAUGAUGGGCUCCAACUCGCGACGCGAUUUCUUCACCUACUGCUUGUCUCUGAUGCGUGCCCACACCUCGGAGCACAGGGACGCCCUGCCCGUUUUGGACAUAACGGCCCUGCGUCACAUUGGCUACGUGCUGGAUGCCUUCGUUUACUAUAUGCGCAAUGACACGGGCUUCUACGACAAGCAAGAGACCAUAUCGGGACGCGUCAACAAUCUUUCGCCCAUGGUGGAGAGCUAUGAUACCGACGACGAGCUGACCAAUCUAGAGGACUUCAACGCCGAAGUGCAGCCAUCGACGAGUGGCCAGUCCUCCGGUAACGUGGGUACCCGCCGGCAUGCUUUCUUUACUCGAUCCGAGUCCACACUCAGUUUGGGCUGCUCGGCUCCAGAGGGAUUCGAUCUGCCACUGGAUAUGGCCAUGCCGUUGGCCGACAAACCCCACUUACUGCAGCCAAAUUCAAAGCGGCAGGAGCUUUUCGCCAACCUGCCCCUUCUGGUCACAACGAACGACAGCAGUGGCUCGCCCAGCGACAAUGGCGGCAACACAAUUGAUUUCCCUCCCACGAGGCUUGGAUUUUCGGCUUCCUUAAAAAGGAACGAGCAUGUUUAUGAAACAGUCCCAGCCAAACAGAGUAUGGAGGUGACGGUAAAUGCCGAGUCUGGCAGGAGCGGUGAUGGAAACGUAACUUAUAAGGCUGAAGCUUCCACAGACUCCAAUAUUUACGUUCAAUUAAAAAAGAAACAGGGCACGGAUGAUUUUAAAUCCCACAAAGAGGCUGACGGAAAUAAUAGCAAGUUCGACAAAGUUGUAUUAAUGGAAACGGAUGACAUUAGUAAUGUCCCAAGCACUAGCAAAUCGACUGAAGCAUUAAUGGCAACUCGCCCGGAAGUGAUCAUAGCACCAAAUAAGGCCACUCCUGCUCGCAGCGUUAUUGUAUUGGCUGGAGGAUCCUGUUUGAAGUCGAUGGACUCGGAUAUGAGCAGCGCUUCCUCGUCCAAUUCCUCGACUCCGGAACAAGUUAAAUGUGAUACCCAGAACCAAAAGUCGACGCACCAGCCACUAAGUUUCCCACUUCGAGGUUCAUUGUUUUAUCAAAGUAGCUUCUCUGAGCUGCCAUCUUGGAACUUUUUGCUCAGCCGCUGGAAGCUCACCUUGGAUCUGUUUGGACGCGUGUUCAUGGACGAUGUUGGAAUGGAGCACGGCUCGGUCUUGCCAGAGCUACGUGGUUUCCCAGUAAAGGAAAUGCGAUUCCGUCGUCACAUGGAAAAGCUGCGCAAUGGACAGCAGCGCGACUUGGUGCUUUGCAAGUUGGAGCGCAAUCGGGAGAAUCUGAUUAUACAGACAUUCAAGGAAUUGAAUACCCAAUUCGGAAACCAGAAUCGACGUUCCCAGCCGCCCAUCACAUUCAACCGGGUGAAGGUGACAUUCAAGGACGAACCCGGUGAAGGUUCAGGCGUGGCGCGUAGCUUCUAUACAUCCAUUGCCGAGGCGUUGCUGGCCAGCGCCAAGAUUCCCAGUUUGGAAUCAGUCCAGGUGGGCAACACUCACAGCAAGUAUGGUGUGCCGUUCUCGAGUAUUUUACGCAGCCGCACUGUCUCCGGAUCCAGUCGCGAACCAUCAACGUUGCAGCGCCGCGGCACUAGCAGCAAGAUCCUGUGGCGCACGGCUCGCGAGCGAAAGAUUUUGAAUGUGGAUGCCAGACCGUACACCCCCUUGAAUAGCGCCGAUAAUUCGAAUGCGGAGACAAUGAAUGAUCAUUUGUCCGUCCACCUGCAACAACUGGGUGAACGCCUGUACCCGAAGAUACACUCAUUAAAUCCAACGCAUGCACCGAAGAUAACUGGAAUGCUUCUGGAGAUACCAACGCCCCAGCUCCUGUCAGUUCUGUCCUCGGACGAGACCCUGCGUCAGAAAGUGAAUGAAGCCGUUGAAAUUAUAACCUUUAAACAAAAAACGGAUGCCAAUGCGCAAAGUAGUCAACCAAAAAAAUUACCAUCCGUUGUGCUUGUUGAGCCAGUGGACGAUGAUAACGAGCCAUUGUUUUAUUCCCCGGGCAAACGUGGCUUCUACACUCCACGCCAGGGUUUCGCUUCAUUUGAACGCAUUAAUGCAUUUAGAAAUAUUGGAAGACUUAUCGGACUUUGCUUACUGCAAAAUGAACUACUUCCAUUGUUCCUGCAAAGACAUGUAUUGAAAUACAUUCUAGGACGCAAAAUAAAGUUCCAUGAUCUGGCAUUUUUCGAUCCGGCUCUGUACGAAUCUUUUAGGCAAAUUAUCCAAAACGCCCAAACUAAGGAAGGCGAAGAAAAUAUCAAUAGAAUGGAGCUAUGUUUUGUAAUCGAUCUAAUGAAGGAGGAGGGUUGUGGAAACCGAGAGCUUAUCCCCGGUGGUCGAGACGUAGCGGUCACUUCUAGUAACAUUUUUGAAUACAUAAGACGCUAUACAGAAUAUAGGUUAAUAAAAUCCCAGGAAAAGGCACUCGAGGCUCUCAAAGACGGAGUUUUCGACGUGUUACCUGACAACAGCAUGAAUAGCUUGACCGCAGAGGACCUGCGUCUUCUGCUGAACGGUGUUGGCGAUAUUAAUGUCUCAACCUUGAUUUCCUAUACCACCUUUAACGACGAAUCUAGCGAGGGUCCGGAUAAACUUUUGAAAUUUAAGAAAUGGUUUUGGAGUAUAGUGGAAAAAAUGAACACUUUGGAACGCCAAGACUUGGUAUACUUCUGGACUGGCUCACCAGCUCUGCCUGCUUCGGAGGAGGGAUUCCAACCGUUACCAUCUGUCACCAUCAGACCUGCGGAUGACUCCCAUCUCCCGACUGCUAACACCUGUAUAUCUCGGCUGUAUAUUCCCCUGUACUCCAGCAAAUCAAUUUUACGCAGUAAAAUGCUGAUGGCCAUUAAAUCCAAGAACUUUGGAUUUGUAUAAGCGAAUGAAAACUUUUCCGAGUGUAUAAGGUUAAAUAUCAUUUCUUAAUUAAUGUUAGGUUUCUUUGAUUUUCGAUUUGGCGUUUUUUUUUUAUUUUAUAGUAUCAUUCCCAUAUCGGAUUAUUCAUUUUUGACCAUUCUUUUUCAAAAUUCAAACAUGAUGCCAUUAUGAAAAGCGAUUGGCGAGAACUCGACUGUCUGAUUUUCUAGGACCUUGUAGUAAACAAAAAAUGAAGUUUCCACAAAAAGAAAGAAAAGAAUAUGUAACCCAGAAAACGGCCAAUUAGGUAUUAGGAAGCCUAUGUUUUAAUUUUUAAACUCUUAAAUAAAGUAUGUUUUCUAAAGUAUGACUUAUGCACAUGUAUAUUUAUCGAUAUUGAUUCAAUAGAACUUUGAAGAAAUAAACAAUAACCUUAAGACCUUAUGGAAUUACUGUAUAAUAAACAAAAUUGAGUAAUAA
Messenger RNA from Drosophila bipectinata, 9233 nucleotides. It is a transcript of the gene hyd, whose product is annotated as E3 ubiquitin-protein ligase hyd. The record is from RefSeq and is a predicted model, not a curated record. NCBI's taxonomy places the organism in Eukaryota, Metazoa, Arthropoda, Insecta, Diptera, Drosophilidae. Gene Ontology annotation, molecular function: ubiquitin-ubiquitin ligase activity; RNA binding; zinc ion binding. Gene Ontology annotation, biological process: positive regulation of canonical Wnt signaling pathway; protein polyubiquitination. Gene Ontology annotation, cellular component: nucleus; cytoplasm.